Molecule: messenger RNA, 3780 nt
Organism: Beta vulgaris subsp. vulgaris (sugar beet)
Lineage: Eukaryota; Viridiplantae; Streptophyta; Magnoliopsida; Caryophyllales; Amaranthaceae
Exons: 9
Coding region: 552-2999 (815 amino acids)
Source: RefSeq, a predicted model, not a curated record
AACACAUUUUACGAUACGAAGAAGAUUUUGGAGGGAUUAGAGCUUCCCCACGAGAGGAUUCAUGCGUGCCCCAAAGGUUGUAUGUUAUUUUGGAGAACUGAUGCACACUUGGACAGAUGUACAGUGUGCGAUAGCGACAGAUACAAAAGGACUUCUAAGGGGUCUUUAGUUCCAAUGAAAGUUCUGAUUUAUUUCCCAAUCACACCGAGAUUGCAAAGGUUGUAUGCAACAAAAAAUGUUGCUGAAGAAAUGACAUGGCAUGCCAAAAAUCCAAGAGCCGAAGACAAAAUGGCUCACCCUAGCGACAGUGAAGCUUGGAAGCAUUUGGAUAGAUCCUUUGACGAAUUUGCAUCUGAGCCUAGGAAUGUUCGGCUCGGUUUGUGUACCGAUGGGUUUGGUCCACAUGGAAAGUUUGGGGGUCAGUAUUCAUGUUGGCCGGUCAUCUUAACCCCGUACAACUUGCCGCCAUCGAUGUGCAUGAAGAAACCCUUCAUGUUCCUUUCGUUGCUCGUUCCUGGUCCUAAAAAUCCGAAGGGAACUUGGAUGUGUACAUGCAACCCUUAAUCGAGGAAUUGAAGCAAUUAUGGGAUGUUGGAGCAACAACUUAUGAUAUUUCUAGGAAACAAAAUUUCAAUAUGCGUGCUGCCAUUCUUUGGACAAUAAGUGAUUUUCCUGCGUACGGUAUGCUAUCUGGCUGGGCUACAGCUGGGAAAAAGGCAUGUCCUUACUGUUUGGACAAAUCUAAAGCUUUUUGGCUCGACCAUGGGGGUAAAGUUUCUUGGUUUGAUUGUCACCGUCAAUUCCUACCCCUAGAUCAUCCUUUUCGUAACAACAAAAUAGCUUUUUGCAGAAAUAAGGUUGAAAAAGGGUCUCCGCCACACAUCAUGUCUGGGGAAGAGUUGUGGUCCUGUGUUAAAGAUUUGCCAAAGGCUACAGAUGGGCCAGAAGCACUUAAUACUUUGAAAAAGUUGAAAAAAGGGUGGUUCAAACAAAGCUGUCUUUGGGAGCUCCCAUACUGGAAAACUCUCCAUCUUCGUAACAACCUUGACGUCAUGCACAUUGAGAAAAACUUUUUCGACCAACUAAUUCACACAAUUAUGGAUGUGAAAAAACAGACAUCAGACACUGUUGCAUCCAGAAAAGACAUUGCUAAAUUAUGUAAAAGGCCUCAACUUCACGUUACCAAGGAUGCGAACGGAAAAGAAACUCCACCAAAAGCGCCUUUCGCACUGGACAUAGCCCAAAGGAAAGUAUUAUGCAACUGGGUGAGAGAUUUGAAAUUUCCAGAUGGUUAUGCUUCCGACUUAACAAGAUGUGUGGACAUGCAGUCCGGUAAGCUGCACAGUAUGAAAAGUCAUGACUGUCAUGUCUUCAUGGAAAGAUUAUUACCGAUAGCAUUAAAGGAGUUGCUCCCGGUUCAUGUGUGGAAAGCUGUUACUGAGAUCAGCCUCUUUUUUCGUGAUUUGUGUUGCUCCACCAUCACAGUAAGAGACAUGGAAAGAUUGGAAAAGAACAUAGCCGAAAUCCUUUGUAAACUUGAAAAGAUUUUCCCACCAUCAUUCUUCAAUUCCAUGGAACACUUACCGAUUCACCUUCCACGCGAAGCUAGGCUAUGUGGUCCCGUACAAUACCGUUGGAUGUAUCCCUUUGAAAGGUUUCUUAAUCAUUUAAAACGCAAAAUUGGUAACAAGGCUCGUGUGGAGGGUUCUAUUUGUAAUGCGUACUUGUGCGAAGAGAUAGCAAACUUCUGUUCCAACUAUUUUCAGCAAGGAGUGGAUACUAAGACACGAGAUUUAGGUCGUAAUGUCACUGAUGAAGUUGAUAGGAUGCUCGAUGAAAAUGUCCCAGAACUAUUUAGAGUUGAUUGUGGUCGGCCGUCAAAUGCAGGUGGAAAACGAUAUUUAACUGAAGCAGAACUUCAGCGUGCACACCUAUAUGUGUUAGCAAAUACAGGCAUCUUACAAGAAUUUGAAAAGGGUUUCGAGGACCACAUUCUUCAAAUUCGACCUACUCUACGUGCAGAAGAUGUGUGGGUGCAACAUGAAGCAGAAUACCUUGAUUGGUUUAGAUCGAAAGUUAUUCAAGACAAACCAAAUGAUGAUGUACUGUUUGCUUUAGCAAUGGGUCCUUCGACAUUAGUUCGCACUUGGAAUGGAUACUAUGUUAAUGGAUACAAUUUCCAAACACAAGGAUCAAGCAAACACAAGUCCACCAUGAAUUAUGGAGUGUGUGUGUCUAAUGACGGAGGGAGUGAUUUCUUUGGGAUUCUAGAUGAUGUUAUAGAAUUAAAGUUUACUGGUGCACUUAGGCAAUAUAACACUAUUUUAUUCAAGUGCAAUUGGAUGGACAAUGUCAGGGGAAUGAACAUCGAUCAAUACAAGCUAGUUGAAGUCAACCAUACCAAGAAAUACCCCAAGUUUGAUCCCUUUGUGCUAUCAUACCAGGUAAUCAUGUCUAAUCCUAAGGGGCGCGGAGGUCGAGAUGGCUUAGGUGGAAGCCAAGGUCAUGGGCAAUUGAUUCGCAGGGAGCUUUUUGAGUCACCAGGAGCUCCAGAAAGCCCGAACCUUGGCUCUGAGACGCAACGAGAUGAUUCAGAGGCACGUGACAUUGGUGACCGCGUACCUGAGACGCCGAGCAGCCAGAGGGAGGAAGCUGAAGGGUCACACCGUGCAUCAAAAAGGGUUUUGAGCCCUACUGGAUUGUGGUUUGAUGAUAACAAAGUUAGCGGGUCCAUAACUGACAUUUUCCAGGGUCAUUUUCGAGAACCUUGGUUUAACUACGGUGAGGUGGACGAUGCAACAAAGACGCAUUGGUGGAACUCAUUCACGGGUCUUUACGAAUGGGCUCCUGAGUUAGAUGGCAAAGUGAGAAAAGCAUACCAGAUGAAAGCUAGAACUCGUUUGAAUGACUUGCGGUAUUGGGUGCUCAACAAAGCUAAAGAAAGGCCAAAAUGGUUGGGGAAAACCAUUUAUGAAACAAUGAAAAAGAAAAGCCAGUAGCCCGCAUUCCUCGAGAAAUCUGAGAAGGCAAAGAAGAACCGAAGAGGUGGUUCCCUCUCUAAUCCAGUUGAGCCGUCGCACUUUCAGGGUUCCAUCUCGGCGGCACAACAUGCUAAAAAGAUGGCAAAGAGUAGAGGAGGAGUACUCCCUACCGCCCCCGAGUUGUUCCUGAAGACUCAUUUCAAAACUGUUGCUGGAAAAGGAGAGAUUGCAGCAAACAAGAGAGCAAAACAAAUUUCGGAAACGUACAACAAGAAGCUGGAUGAUUGUAGCACUCAAGGGUCACAACCAAACCCUGAUUUGUUGUAUUGGGAGACAGUUGGUGGGAGGAACAGAGGAAAAGUGCAGGGGUUAGGUCAGGGAGAUCAUUUGUAUUACAACUCUUCAUCUGGGCGAGGAGGAGUUGGCUCUUCACAACCAUAUGAGCCAUCGAUUUUUUCUCAGCUAGAGGCGCAGGUGGAGGCCAAGGUCGCUGCACGGAUGGUAGAAGUGGAGGCAAAGGUUGCAGCACGUCUGGAAGAGUCAAACCGGGCCCUCGUGCAGGAAAUGAUGCGGAACAUGACUAAUUUUGGUCACUUGUUCUCAGGUUGCAACACAGGACCCUCUCCACAACGCAGACCAGAGGAUGACCCGGGGUUUGGUGGUGGCGGCACUAAUGCUACACAGACACCAGCUACAGUGUAGUUUGUUUGGUUUUGACAACUAGCUAGAUUACUAACUUAGAGUUUGUUCAUAAUUAGUCUAAUUUUAUAUAUGCACUUAGUGUCUAUAUUUAUCGGCA